This is a messenger RNA of Polypterus senegalus (gray bichir), 2215 nucleotides long. It is a transcript of the gene pheta2, whose product is annotated as PH domain containing endocytic trafficking adaptor 2. Gene Ontology annotation, biological process: endosome organization; receptor recycling; retrograde transport, endosome to Golgi. The record is from RefSeq and is a predicted model, not a curated record. Bases 471 to 1127 code for a protein of 218 amino acids. Lineage: Eukaryota; Metazoa; Chordata; Cladistia; Polypteriformes; Polypteridae. Gene Ontology annotation, cellular component: recycling endosome; trans-Golgi network; early endosome. The transcript has 2 exons.
UUGCAUGAAAGUUGUUUCGGCGUGUGUCAUGCAGGAAGAACGAUCGUACUUUCUUUCUUUCUUUCUUUAUCUGGAUGUUAUUUCCGGGACUGAUUAAGCGCCGCUGCCUGACUGGCUGCUGUGUCAGUGGAAACACCACAUGCGAGCGCCAUCGGACUGGGCAUUGAAGGGCACAAGAGGUGAAUGACGGAGGUGACGAUCUGUGUAGGACUGGACGGGUUCGGACGGCACAAGCGACGUCCUGAAGCCGCGAGUUGCACGACCCUCCUCUCACUUCGUUUUUUCUCGAUCCGCCCUCCCUCGAUCCUCCCUCUCCGUCCCGGAAGUGCCGGCCAGGUGAAGCUCCGGCAGGUGAGGUUGUCGAGAGCUUUGUUAGUGCCACCAUCGCGGAGGUGUGAGUGGAGAAAGCGACGUGGACAGCGUAGAGUACGACUCGAGUUCAGCAGCAGGUGGUGCUGCCGGUUGCCACCAUGAAGCUCCACGAAAAGCCGCUCAUACGGUAUGCCACCAGUAAGACCCCGGUCGACAAAGAGGGCCACUUGUACAAGAAGGGCGAGCGUAACACCUCCUAUCAGAAGCGCUGGUUCAUACUGAAGGGCAACCUGUUGUUCUACUAUGACAAGCGGAGUGACCGCGAACCGUUGGGGGUCAUCGUGCUGGAGGGCUGCUCCGUGCAGCUUUGUGAAUCCAACGAAAACUACGCCUUCGACAUCCGUUACGAGGGACCCGGGAUCCGCACCUACAAGUUAGCAGCGGAGGACCAGAGGACGCAGGAAGCCUGGGUGAAGGCCCUGCUAUGGGCGAACUUCAGUCGCUUGCGUAUGCUGGUGCAGGAUUUGGAGCGCACGUAUGAACAAGUGCGCGUGGACUCGGGACCCCGGCACCGGCUCACGGUCUUAGGUAUCGAGAGUGAGCAGGUCACUACUCAUCUGGGGCGACCGGUGCACGGGAGAGCGGCCACGCAUAGGCCAGCACCGUCCACUUUUACCAGCGAGCCGCUGGAAAACUUCGUAGAGCUGCACGAACGAUACCGUAAAGAGGUCGACGCAGUCCGGCAGGAGUGGCUCAGCAAGCGGAACCAACAGCACGGUGACCCACCUGUGGCUGACCUCGUCGACCUGAACUGAGCUGAGCUUGGAUGUGGCGCCAUCCAUCCACUUCAGUGGGCGCGCUGAGCACUACAGACCUGAGCAGCAUUUGGUUUGGGUUCUUUUGGACACUUGCUAAGCAAAUUACAUAAAAGGUCUGCAAUAGAGAAGGAAGAAUGUCCGAUCCGAACUUUUGAUUGGUUAAUUAUGGGCUUCAAAAAAAACAAAAAAAAAAACGCAGCCAACCUGGGGCGCGGCGCUGGAUGCCACCGCCUCUUUUAGUCUGACGUGUUCCGUGUAUAUAAAGGGCGCGCCCCCUACAUGUCGUUCAUCGACCUCUCCGUUGAACUCCGCUUUGGAUGUCUUUUUUUUCUCAUUUGAUCCAAUCAUGUCUAACCAUUAGUAUCAUGUGACCUCUCGACAGUCCCCUUUUCACGAUUGUCCGCUGCAAUGACCACCCCGGCUUUAGGGGUACUGUGUUGGUCUGUGCUGUGAAUGUUGAGUGAUGUGGUUUUAUUUCUUUGAUUGAUAUAACAUUAUUUUGGUGACAGUUUUUGGAACAAAUUAAUUAUGAGUGUGGGGUUCUGCUCUUAGCGUCGGCUUGGGGUGCUAAUGCCAUUUUUUAAUUUAUUUUUGCACUAAACACGCGAGCGUCAGUGAGGAUGAUGGGGCCUGGCGCCCCCGUCUCCUGUCGUUUGCUGGUAUUUUUAUGCCACGACUUUUCUCCGAAGGCUCCUGAUGUCGGGGCUGCUCACCAAACGAGGCUGCGGCGUUUUCAGGCUUUUCUUUGAAAUAUUAACUCCUUUUUUUUUUCCAACGGACGGAGUUCAUCUCUUUCUAACUGACCUGUACAUGAGGCUGCGGACAUUUGUGUGCGACGGAGACUUUCUAUUAAUUUAAUUCAAACGCGCGUGCCCGUAUUUAUUCUUCGUGGUGUGUUCUGCACGUCAUUGGCAGCUAAGAUUCCUGGUUUGAACCUGAGAGGCCUGGGAAUGUCCGUUUGAAAUGCAGUCCAUUAUUCCUGUUUGCAAUUCUCUCAUGAAUGUAUAUUGAUUUUUUUUAUUAUUAUUAUUAAAGCCUGAUUAACGGCAUAACCUAAAUAAAGAUUAAUCAGUAAAAAGCCAUAA